ACCAAAUUCUUCUCCAAAAAAAAAAAAAUGCACUGGACCAGAGGCCACACUAUAGGCCACGGCUCUACGGCUGCUGUCUCGGUCGCCAUUUCACACUGCUCCGGCGAGAUUUUUGCUGUCAAGUCCACGGAAUUGUCUCGGUCUGAAUUCUUGCAAAAGGAGCAAAAAAUUCUAUCAACAUUGAACUCCCUUUACGUAGUUGGCUACAAGGGGUACGAUGUAACUAGAGAGAACGACAAGGUAAAGUUCAAUCUUAUGAUGGAGUACAUGCCCCAUGGGAUACUCAUUGAUGAAAUUAGGAAACAGGGAGGACGGUUGAAUGAGAAGUUGAUCGGAUACUACACGAAACAAAUUGUUGAAGGACUAGAUUACCUACACUCAAAAGGCAUAGUACAUUGCGACAUUAAGGGUCACAACAUUUUGAUAGGUAAAACCGGUGUCAAAAUUGGGGAUUUCGGAUGUUCUAAACUGGUUGAUGUCAUGACAAUUGGUGGCACACCUAUGUACAUGGCACCAGAAGUGGCUCGUGGGGAAGAACAAGGGUUUGCUGCUGAUAUAUGGGCGUUAGGAUGCACGAUUAUAGAAAUGGCCACGGGUGGCUCACCGUGGACUAAAGUUAACAACCCUGCUUCAUUGCUUUACCAUAUAGCAUUUUCUGACCAAACACCAGAAAUUCCAAAGUUUUUGUCAUCACAAGCAAGGGAUUUUUUAAACAUAUGCUUGAGAAGAGAUCCAAAACAGAGAUGUUCUGCUAAACAACUCCUCAAUCAUCCAUUUCUUGAUUUGAACACGAGUUCUCCAACAAGCAUUCUUGAUCAAUGCAUUUGGAAUUCAAACGAAGAAUCAGAAAACAUUGAUGAUCCAACACAAGAAAUUAGUCGUCUAACGGAUUUUCCUUUACAAAGGGUAAGAAAAUUGGAACUACAAUCAAGAAAACCAGAUUGGGAAUUCGAUGAGCGUUGGAUCACAGUACGAAAGAGGAGUGAAGAUUUGCUAACCUGUAAAAAUGGCAUGACAACAGCUUUUUCAACCUGUAAUUGCCAAGAUAACAUAUUUUUAUUGCAGUAGUUGUAGAGUAAUUAACAAUCUCAAUUCUGUCACACAUAAAAGAGGUUCACCAAAUAAAAUAACGUGUUCAUAAAUCUAAAUCUCUCUUUUAACUUC
Messenger RNA from Solanum dulcamara, 1164 nucleotides. Its product is annotated as mitogen-activated protein kinase kinase kinase 17. The coding region runs from base 28 to 1068 and encodes 346 amino acids. Gene Ontology annotation, biological process: protein phosphorylation. The record is from RefSeq and is a predicted model, not a curated record. Gene Ontology annotation, molecular function: ATP binding; protein kinase activity. NCBI's taxonomy places the organism in Eukaryota, Viridiplantae, Streptophyta, Magnoliopsida, Solanales, Solanaceae. The transcript has a single exon.